Gekko japonicus is the source of this 894-nucleotide messenger RNA. It is a transcript of the gene BAD, whose product is annotated as BCL2 associated agonist of cell death. NCBI's taxonomy places the organism in Eukaryota, Metazoa, Chordata, Lepidosauria, Squamata, Gekkonidae. The transcript has 4 exons. The coding region runs from base 175 to 627 and encodes 150 amino acids. Gene Ontology annotation, biological process: apoptotic process. The record is from RefSeq and is a predicted model, not a curated record.
GUGGCAGUUCUCCAUUGCCCGGGCGACUGUGGCUGGGUCUUUGCUGAUGUAAACAGUAAGGGUGGAGAAGAGAGAGAGAGAGAGAGAGAGACCCCAAUUUAGCUGGGCCAGAAACCCCACAGACCCCUGGAUAGUGGGCAGCCGGGUGUUGGGGGCCAUGCCAGCCCCCCGACCAUGUUCCACAUUCCUGAGUACCAGGAGGAUGAGGCCGCUUUCCCAGCAGAGGAGAAAGAACUGCUGGACCACAAGCUGAACUGGCGGGGAAUUGAGGGAGAGGGCAAGGAGCCGGACAGUUUGGCGCACACUGGGACCACUUCCACCGGGCCCCAAGCAGAGCUGCGGCGUCGCAUUGGCUCAGACCCCCCGUUGCCAGAGUCAGAGCCACCAGAUGAGGUGGGCACUUUCCGGGGGCGUUCACGCUCUGCCCCUCCCAUCCUGUGGGCGGCCCAGCGAUACGGACGGGAACUGCGGAGGAUGAGUGAUGAGUUCCACGGGGCACUGCAGAAGCUGCCACGACCCAAGAGCGCAGGGACUGCCUCACAGAUGUUCCGAACGUCAGGCUGGAAGGAGACCCUGCAUUCAUGGUGGCGCCGAAGUUCCCCGGGACUUCCCAGAAGUCCUCCCUGACCGAGAUUUGCUGCUGUUUUGACGAACAAAAGAGGGGUGGGCAAUAUGUAGGGUCAAUGUAGCAUGUUUUCUUAUCCCAAAGUAUCCGGGAAGGGUAGGGGUCAUUCCACGGCACCUCCUCCACCCAUUUCUCUGGGGGGGGUCCUCUGCCUCACAGUAUACUAUGACGUGUAACCAUUUUACCUCCUACCCCUUUUACGAGGAAUCACAAGCAUUCCCCCGACCCCUUCUCCAAGUACUCUUUUUCUUUGGAAAAAAGAAGCAAAA